CAUCAACCCUUUCUUCAACGCAUCCAUCCAUCCAUCCAUCCACUUACAUAUCCAUCUAUCAUAAUGAAAGACAUUGUUAAAAACGACGAAUUGAUCAUUCCCGAGGGUGUUAAGGUUAAUGUCAAAUCAAGAAUCGUUCAAGUUGAAGGCCCCCGUGGCAAGCUUACAAAGAACCUCAGCCACCUCAACAUUGAGAUGAAAUUCCCUGCCAAGAACAAGCUUCGCUUCGUGGUUUACCACGGUGGUCGUAAACACGUUGCCGCCAUUCGCACUGUUCGCUCGAUUAUCAAUAAUAUGAUUACCGGUGUCACCAAGGGCUUCCAAUACAAGAUGCGCUACGUAUACGCACAUUUUCCCAUUAACGUCAUUAUCAACAGUCAAGGCGACGCUGUUGAGAUCCGCAACUUCUUGGGACAGAAAGUUGUUUUCCACGUUAAGAUGCGCGAGGGUGUUCUCUGCGAGGCUUCUAAGGCUCAAAAGGACGAAUUGGUCAUUACCGGUAACGAUCUUGAAGCCGUUUCACAGUCAGCCGCUGAUAUCCAGCAAACUUGCCGCGUCAAGAACAAGGAUAUCAGAAAGUUUUUGGAUGGUAUCUAUGUUUCUGAACGCAAUGUUCUUGAAGCCUAAGAUAUUCAAUCCUGGCCUGUUUAGCAUGUCUGAGUGUCAGCUGCUUACGCUAGUACUCGGCUAUGCGUUAAUAAAGAUACACAACUGUCUAGGGAUUGGCGGCAGGAGUCAUCCCACCCAAUAUUUUGGAAUGUUUGAAUGUUGGUGUUUUUGGUUGUGCAAGAGCGGCAGUGGGGUUUACAAGUGGUAUAGUGAUUCUUCGAUUAAUAGGUUAAGGUAGUAGUAUGCAGCUGUUAGCUAGACUUAAUACAUGUGAAUAAAACAAAUAAAGAGCAGUUAUAUAAACAA
Messenger RNA from Zychaea mexicana, 915 nucleotides. Its product is annotated as ribosomal protein L6, alpha-beta domain-containing protein. Gene Ontology annotation, cellular component: ribosome; cytosolic large ribosomal subunit. Gene Ontology annotation, molecular function: structural constituent of ribosome; rRNA binding. Lineage: Eukaryota; Fungi; Mucoromycota; Mucoromycetes; Mucorales; Lichtheimiaceae. The transcript is spliced from 3 exons. The coding region runs from base 64 to 627 and encodes 187 amino acids. Gene Ontology annotation, biological process: cytoplasmic translation. The record is from RefSeq and is a predicted model, not a curated record.